Messenger RNA from Vitis riparia (riverbank grape), 1265 nucleotides. RefSeq lists its product as uncharacterized. The transcript has 2 exons. Lineage: Eukaryota; Viridiplantae; Streptophyta; Magnoliopsida; Vitales; Vitaceae. The coding region runs from base 138 to 1040 and encodes 300 amino acids. The record is from RefSeq and is a predicted model, not a curated record.
AGGAAAAAGUAGAAGCGUAGAAGCGUAGAAGCGAAGGAAGCGAUUGCCGACGGGUGCAUAUGGUAACCCAAUGAACAUUUAUUUUAUCCGAUUGAGAUUUGCCAUUUGAGGCUUGGGAGUUGGGAGCACUGAAAGAGAUGGGAUUGCUGUCAAAUAAGAUCAGCAGAGAGGAACUCAAGCCUGGAGAUCACAUCUAUUCAUGGAGGACCGCCUACCUCUACGCUCAUCAUGGGAUAUAUAUUGGGGAAGAAAAAGUGAUCCACUUCACUCGGGGAGCAGGCCAGGAGAUUGGUACAGGAACUGUGUUAGACCGUAUCAUUGUCAGCUCAUCUCCUUCUCAUUCUACUGGCAAUCCAUGCCCAAGAUGUGGUGAUCAAUCAAGGCUAGAUGGUGUCAUAUCUUCCUGCAUUGACUGUUUUCUUGAUGAGGGGGAUCUCUAUCUCUUUCAGUAUAGUGUCUCACCUGUAAUUUUUCUUGGCAAAGCUCGAGGAGGAACCUGCACCCUUGCUGCUUCUGAUCCACCAGCUGAUGUCAUUCAUCGUGCUUCCUUCCUCCUCCAGAAUGGUUUUGGUGUCUAUCAAAUUUUCAGGAACAACUGUGAAGAUUUUGCAAUCUACUGUAAAACAGGUUUGCUUGUGUUCACUAGCAUCAGUGUGGGCCGCAGCGGACAAGCUGCAUCCUUCUUAGCUGCUGCUAGCGCUGUUGUUUCUUCACCACUUAGAUUCCUGACUACCAGCUUUAGUGGUCUGGCUGUAGUAGGUUGUGCUAUGUAUUGUGCUAGUCGAAUUGUUUCUGAUAUUGGAGUACGUCGUGAUGUGACUAAAGUACCGGUUGAGAGACUUGUUGCCGGGUCCAGCAUAGAUGAAUCUGUAAUGGCCAACGAAGACUCUACAACUGAGACAGGCAAGGAAGACUCAGCAAGUGAGACAGGCAAGCAAGAGACUACAACCGAGACAGGCAAGGAAGACCCUGCAGCUGAGACGGGCAAGGAAGAUUCUGCAACUCACAUAGUGAAGGAGGUAGCACCUGUUGUUUCGUAACUGUGAAAAAUGUGCUCUUGAUUACGUUUUGGCUUGUUCCCAUCAGAAGUGUGGUUACUACAUUUGUUCUGAAGUAACCAGCUCUUCAUAUUAAGGAUUAACAUUGUCCGUUUAUCAUGAAGAGUGUUUAAGGCUUUGUUCUUUUUAUUUUUAUUGUGGUUUGGUGUUGUUUGUCAUAUAUAUUUGGGUGUAUACAAGUAAUGAUUAUGUCUUUUGGUUUCACUC